Papaver somniferum (opium poppy) is the source of this 1597-nucleotide messenger RNA. RefSeq lists its product as uncharacterized. The transcript has 2 exons. Bases 626 to 1267 code for a protein of 213 amino acids. The record is from RefSeq and is a predicted model, not a curated record. Lineage: Eukaryota; Viridiplantae; Streptophyta; Magnoliopsida; Ranunculales; Papaveraceae.
AGUACUGGUGAUCAGAUGAACAAAGGGUUCUUUUUUACUGAGAUAAGCCAAAUUUGGUAGGGACAUGAAGGACAAAGUUAUAUCACUCCUCUUUGUUUAAGGGCACGAUAUAAAUAGGACCUGUUUUCAUGAACAAGUGUUUUAGGGUUUGUUGCCUUAACCAUGUUAGUUCUCUGAUAAAGAGGUUGGUUGCUAGUCUAACUCAUUAAACACUGUAGUCUGUACCAGCAUAGAUGCCCUAUUUAAUGACAUUUCCUCUUUAAAGUGAAAAUACACAACAACAUCACUCGAUUACUCACAUAACAUUUUCAUCAUAAUAAUCAUACAAGUAGUCACUAGAUUACUCGCAUAACAUUUUAAAAUUACUCUGAAAUUGAAGAGUAAUGUUAAAACUUCUUUUGAUGUCUUCUUCUUGUCAAUUACCAAGUGAGGUAUAAUUUUUUAUACAACUCCUCAGGAGCUGUUUCUUCAAGAUUUCCCCAAAUAAUGAAAUUUCAUAUGCAUAUACAUGACUCCCUUACUUAUUUUCACAUGUCAUAGGUGGGGUCAAAUGGGAUCCAAUCUUAUUGACAUGUGUCGCAACAGGAAUGAAUUUAUUAGUUAACAGUACAAAUCCACAGAUCAAAUGGUAGAAAAUCCAUCUCAAGUACCAAGUUCCAAUCAGUUGGUAGAUCAAGCCACGGAAAAAACUAGAUCAACAACAUCAUCAAAGAGAAGAAGACAUCCUCAUGUAAAUGAUGAUCAUGCAGAUGGUAAUGCUGAAGUCAUUGAAUGCUCAGAUGAUCAUUGUUCAUCAUGCACAGCAAAUGCAGUAGCUGAUUGCAUAGCUGUUUGUUGUUGUCCAUGUGCCAUUGUAAACAUGUUUAUUCUAGCCUUCGUGAAAGUACCUUGGAUGAUGGGAAGAAAAUGUUACAGAUUUGUGAAGAAAAAGGGGAAAAUGUUGGGAAAAAGUGAUAGUAGCAAUAGUAGUAGUACCAGUAGUAGUGGUGGUAGUGGCUUUAGUAGAAGAGAGUAUAAGGAUGUAGUGAUAGAAAGAGAAAGGAGUAACACGAGAAGGGAAAGAGUAAUGCUAGUAGAUGAUGAAAAACUGGUGGAGUUUUCAAGUGGGUUAUUUGUAAAUGGUAAUGGUGAUGAUGGUCAACAACAAAACUUUUGCGCAAGGUUUGAAGCUGAAAAGGUAUGGUUAGAGUUGUAUCAGUUAGGUCAUUUGGGAUUUGGAAGAGUUUCCUUCACUGGAAUAAGUACACAUCAAGGGAAAGCAAAUUAGGUACAAAUAGAAGAAUUUUAAAGGCUUACAUUCUUUUUUGUUCUUCUUUUGUUCUGCUUUUUUGUUUUGACAAAAUCAUGUCUUAUCAAAAUAAGUUUUAACAAAACUAGAAUUUCUUGUACACUAAUUAUAUACUAAUUAAUCAUAUAAGGAGGGAGAAAAAGCCUUGAUUAAUUAAGUAAUUACCUUGUUUUUUCUUCUAAAUUGAUAUAUCUUAGUAUAGACUAUUAACUUCGUACCUUCUAAAUGUAUUUCUUGCCUCCAAAGUGGGAUACUUUUUGUUGAAGAUGUAAUUAAAAUGUAAACGUUUUAUACGUCUGUUGUGAAAUU